AGCAGGCUGGGAGGAGAGCGACUGUUGUGGCUUCGGCCGAGGUCCGGGUUUGAGCGUGGAAAAUGCUGCUAGCGUCCCAGAAAGGGUCCUCCUCAAAGAAGAGGAUGGGGCCGACUCGCUGGAAACGGCUCACAGGGAAGUCGAGUCCCCAGCCUGCUUUUGACUCUGACAGUGUGGAACACUGGAUUAAGAGAGUGGAGAAAGUCUCCGAAGUUGCAGUUUCAGAUGCAUCUUCUGCCAGAAAUCCAGAUUUACCCGGAAAGUUUUGGGGCCAAAUCAUAGAUUUGGAAACAGCUGAGAAAAUAGAGGAUCGUGAUGAAAUCUAUGCAGAAGCUCAGGAGCUAGUAAAUGACUGGCUAGACACCAAAUUUAGCCAAGAAUUAGCAAGUGAUGGAGAGGAUGAUGCUGAAAGCACUAUGUCACACAUCAUUCCUAUGCCAGAAGCCAGUGUUCAUUUGAAAUACAGCAAGUUCGAUGACUUAUGUGGCUAUUUGGAAGAUGAAGAGGAAAGUACCACCGUUCAAAAAUUUAUAGACCAUCUGCUCCAUAAAAAUGUGGUGGAUUUUGGGAUGUUGGAAGAUCUUGGAAUGAAGGAAAACCAAGACAAGCAGCAGCAGAAGGAUCCUCGUCUUACCAUGGAGAUGAGACAUAAGCAGGUGAAAGAAAAUCGCUUAAGACGUGAGAAAGAGCUAGAGUGCCAGAGAAUCGAAAAGGCCUUGAAAAAAUCAGCCUUCUUGGAAGCUCAGUGUCUGGUGCAAGAGGAGAAGAAAAGGAAGGCUCUGGAGGCCAAGAAGGAGGAGGAAGAGAUUCAAAGGGAGAUGGUAAAGCUGCGGAGGGAGAUCAUUGAGAGGAGACUGACCGUGGAAGAAGCAUGGAAACUAGAGAAGAAAAGGCAAGAAGAAAAUUCUCGAAAGAAUCCAGAAAAAAAUGUGUUUCAAAGUGCUUGCAUUCUUCUGGAUGAAGAAAAAACAGCAAAAGAAAGAAAAAGGAAACUGAAAGAGUUAUUAAUCCAGACUUUCAAGGAAAAUCAGCAGUGUCAAAAACGGUAUUUCUCUGCCUGGCACAAGCUGAUUCUCGAUCAUAGGAUUAAGCUGGGGAAAGCUGGGACCCUGUCCAACUGGAAAUUGCAACUGAAAGUUCUGCGGGCCUGGAGAGACUACACAAGAUCCCAGAAGUCAGAGCGGGAAACUCGGGCCUUGGAAAAUGAUCUUAGAGAAGAAAACAGAAAACAACAACUGGCCACCGAGUAUAACCGGAAACAAGUUCUCCAACACUGCUUCACAGAGUGGCAACACUGGCGUGGUGCAGAGCUCCUAAAGAGGGAGCUGGCUCUAAAGAAGGAGGAAACCAGGAAGAAAAUGGAUAAGCUGCUGAAGGCCGUAUCAUCAGGGAAACUCAGUACAAACGAGCCCUCGGACAUCAGUCCACUUGAGGAGGCAACAGCCUUGGUGACUUCUGUGUCCUCUUUGUGGGAAAAGCCUCCUUUGGAGAGCAGGAGCUGUGUACCUAGCCCUCCCCUGGAAAGAACAGCAAAGGGCAGCUUGCAGGAUCUCGCACAGAAAGCCACUCUGAACAUACCCGACAGUAAGCAGCACAGCACUCUGGAUGCUGAGCUUUCCAAGCAGCCUGGCAGCAACCGAAAGCUUGGAACCACCGGCCAGAAGGCAGAACCCAUUUCCAUGGGCCAUUUCCACAAUCUCCAUGUCUUCCAGCAACAGCUGAUUGAGAAGCAAAAGAAGAAACUUCAAGAACAGCAGAGAACAAUUCUCGAGCUGAAGGAAAACCAGCGGCUGGCAGAGGCUCGGUGGGCAACAGAGUGUGCCACAGCGGUCACAGACACACAGAGCCACCUGCUGGCAAGUCCCAGGGGAGAAGAGGAACCAAAAGGAGCCAGCCAGACACUUCUCAGUUCGCCUGUGGCUUCCCAUGGGACUGAAGGCAGUAAAAAUGGUUCCCGCAAUUCUCUUUCUGGAUGCAGAAGGAACUCAAAGCAGCCGAUGGCACCCCAUCCCAUCCUGAAAGCCAUGGAAGAGAGAGCAACUCAACGAGCUGAACGUAGGCGGAUCUUGGCAGAGAAAAAGAAAAAACAAGAAGAAGAGAAAUUGGCCCUGUUAAAGGCUCAAGAGGAGGAACGUCAGAAGAAGGAGGCAGAAGAAAAGGAGGCUCAGCGUAAGAGAAAACAAGAAGAAAAGAGAUUGAAGGAAAUGAAAGAACUAGAAAAGCUGAAGAGAAUUAAGAGGAACCAGCAGCUGGAAGCAAUAGCCAAAGAACAUUAUGAAAGAGUCUUGCUAAGAAAAAAAUGUCUGGAGCCUUGGAAGAGACUGAGACUACAAAGCAAGCAAAACGUCCAGGUUGCAAAGGAACAUCACUCUUUGGCCCUACAGAGGAAAUGCCUGCUGACCUGGUUCCAGUGUAGUCAGGAAAGCCUGGCUAGGAAGACGGCCCAGGCUGAUCAGUUUUAUUCCCAAAUAUUACUUAGGAGAGUCAUCCAGAGCUGGAGACAGUACCUGACUGAUCUGGAGGAAGAAGAAAGAAAAUUCUGUGUACAUUUUCUUCAGAAGAAGAUUUUCAGGGCCUGGUCUAAAAUGGUCAGGGAGGCCAGGAUCAAUUUUCAGAGCAAGCACAAGAUCGCGGUGGAGCAUAGUGAUCGGAGGAUUCUCUGGAUCACAUUUCAGACAUGGAAGAAAUUCACAAAAUUUAUGAAAGAGGAAAGGAAAGAAGAAAGGCGAGAGCAACUCCGUAGGAAGGUUGCUGAAAUUCUUCCAGAUUUCCGGAAGCUAGCACCAUUGUGACUAUGAUUGUCCCAGCAGUCAGAUACCCGGCCCUUGAGUAAGAGAAGUGUUUGAUAUGCCAGAGAGCAGAGACUAGUGCAGUGCUCAGGACUGGAAUCUACCGAUCCGUAAUAUGUGUUAUCUCUACCCACCCGCGUACAUGUAUAGACCUGGUUUAUUUGCUGUGAGAUACUUCUUGCAUCCGAAGACUUACUUUGGAAUUUAUACUUCUUUGAUGUCUCCUGGACUGCUACUCAUUCACUAUAGCAUUUAUUACAGUGGGAUCAUCCAAAAAAUAGGCUCGAGCUCCACUGUUCAGGAUAUCUCCUGUAUAUUUUUAGGCUAGAACACUUUACAUAGGUUUACUGUUAGCCAGUCUGAGCCUGUGAUGGAAAAUAAAUGACUUACAGCUUAAUGUGAGUUGUUGACAACUGUAACUGAAAUUAAACAGAUAUCAAAAGCGAUGAGUCCUUAGAAAGGUGGCUUAGGUGGUUAGUCUUCUAGUAUCUCAGCAUCAGUGACAGGCAUCCUGUCACCAGACCCCCGUCCCUUUGACCACCCUGAUGGCACCAUGUUUCAAAAGGUAGUCUACACAGCUGCUGCAGAAGGUGGCAGAAUAUCCUGAUUUCAGAGAAACCAGGGCAGCAGGUACUUCAGUGCACCUUGAUAAGCAAGAAAUUUCAAAAGCAAGUAACUAUAAAGACAAUCCAGCAGCUCUUUAAAAUGUCUGUUCAUGUUCCCAACUGCAACUUCUAAGUAAUACAUCUGAUUUGUUGUCUAGGCUCCACCUCAGUUGAUCUAGAUGUUAAGAUACUUGAAUCAAAAAUGUUUUAAUCUUUAAGAUGCUCAUAAGGCUAAUACAAUGCUCUCUUCUGUGAAUGUUUUUUUAGAGAAUUAGCUACUAGAAAAAAACUUUUCAUUGCAAACUACAUAUUAUAACAAGUUCAAGUAGUCCAUGAAUGCACACAGUAAAAUAAGAAUGUCCCUUCCAGCCUAGAGGUGACCAAUGUUAUUUGGUAUGUUGAAAAUUUGAGUUGGUAAAAUAAAAUUCUGUGUUCUUCCCGUGAA
Molecule: messenger RNA, 3839 nt
Organism: Tupaia belangeri chinensis (Chinese tree shrew)
Lineage: Eukaryota; Metazoa; Chordata; Mammalia; Scandentia; Tupaiidae
Gene: CCDC191
Product: coiled-coil domain containing 191
Source: RefSeq, a predicted model, not a curated record